AUGCAGAGAAGAGUGCGAUACCAGUUUCUGAACUCUGAAGAGAAAGCAUCAUCAGCUGGUGAUCCUCUUGCAAUUGUCAAAGAGAUUGCAGAUCAUCCUGCUGCAAAGAAAGGUAUAAGGAGUUCGAUUGAGAUAGCUAGCAUCUUUGCUGGGCCUAUAUUAUGUAUGCAGAGAUUAAAACAGAUGUCCUUAAUCAAAGCAUGGGAAGAAGGCGAAAAGACAAAAGCAGAGAACAGAUCAUAUAAAAGGAUGUCUGCAGUAGGAUCAUGGGAAGAAAACAAAAAAUCUUCUGUUGAAGCGCAACUCAGAAAAAUUGAGGAGAAGUUUGAAAGAAAGAAAGCGGAAUAUGCUGAGAAAAUGAAGAAUAAAGUGGCUGAAAUUCACAAGGCUGGAGAAGAAAAGAGAGCGCUCAUUGAAGCCAAACAAAGAGAGGAGUCCCUCAAGGUGGAGGAGGCAGCUUCAAAGUUUCGUGAAUCCGGAUCUACGCCUAGGAGAUUGUUCGGGUGCUUCACCUGUGCUAACAAUCUUUUAUAG
Messenger RNA from Argentina anserina (silverweed cinquefoil), 534 nucleotides. Its product is annotated as remorin 1.4-like. Lineage: Eukaryota; Viridiplantae; Streptophyta; Magnoliopsida; Rosales; Rosaceae. The record is from RefSeq and is a predicted model, not a curated record. The coding region runs from base 1 to 534 and encodes 177 amino acids. The transcript is spliced from 6 exons.